Messenger RNA from Prosopis cineraria, 655 nucleotides. RefSeq names its product histone H4. The transcript has a single exon. Lineage: Eukaryota; Viridiplantae; Streptophyta; Magnoliopsida; Fabales; Fabaceae. Bases 102 to 413 code for a protein of 103 amino acids. The record is from RefSeq and is a predicted model, not a curated record. Gene Ontology annotation, biological process: nucleosome assembly. Gene Ontology annotation, cellular component: nucleosome. Gene Ontology annotation, molecular function: protein heterodimerization activity; structural constituent of chromatin; DNA binding.
UUUCACAAUUCGUACUCUUCACACGGAAACGUUUGCAAACCCUAAAUUCUCAAACCGAUCUUUCUACUUUCUUCGAUUCUUAGAGAAAUUUUCCUGCGAAAAUGUCUGGUCGUGGAAAAGGAGGCAAGGGUCUGGGCAAGGGAGGAGCAAAGAGGCAUCGUAAAGUCCUCCGCGAUAACAUCCAGGGCAUCACAAAGCCUGCUAUUCGGAGAUUGGCCAGAAGAGGAGGCGUCAAGAGAAUCAGUGGCUUGAUCUACGAGGAGACGAGAGGCGUGCUCAAGAUUUUCCUGGAAAAUGUGAUUCGUGAUGCUGUGACUUACACUGAGCACGCCAGGAGGAAGACCGUUACUGCCAUGGAUGUGGUUUAUGCGCUCAAGAGGCAGGGAAGGACGCUCUAUGGAUUUGGUGGUUGAAGUUGUUGGUCUGCGAAUAGGUACAAACAGAAGAAAUUUGUGUCUUGAAAGAGGUCUAUAUAACAAUUAUGUACUGGGGAUGCUCUAUUUGGAAAUUAGAAAUGCCAGUGUGUUUAAAUUUCUUCUGUUAUUUGGUGUUGUUAAUACUGUGUCCUCGAAUCAGAGGGAUUAAUGCAUUGCUGGAUCCUCAUGUUAUAACUGCUUGAUUCACUUUUAAUUAGUAGAUGAUUUUGUCCCUGGAA